GAUGCGGCAGCCGCCGCUCCACCACUAACGCAGCCACAACACGCAGUUGCACCAACUUUUUGUCCUUUUGAUGCUGCACUGGAAAGCUGGACGGAGUGGUCACGCCAAUUUGGAUUCCAUCUUGCUGCCUACAGAAUUCAAGGAGGCUCUGUCAGUAGUGUACCAGUGCUGUGAGAAGCUGCGAGAGCCAGUUCCGCAAAGGACAGAGGCAGCUAUGGGCCGCAGCAUGCUGGGGGCAGCAGUACAUGCAACAUGGGCAAUGGUAGCAGAAGCAGUAGCACAGGAGGCAGAGCGGUUGCGUGCCACCUGGGGACUGCCCCUCAAGCCGCCAGGUUACUUCUGGCAGCCACCAGUUAUACUGCCAAUCUCCUCCAGGCCCUCCACAAAAGCCACCGACAAGGCCUCCUCUGCCAGUCGGCAGAAGCGCUCUGGAAAGCAGGCAUCACCCUCGUCAUCAGUACAACCAUCAGCCUCACAAGAGUCCGGCCUCAAGGCAGAAGUAGACCCGGCAACAGAGCAUACUUAUCUGGCAGCUCUGUAUGUGUGCACCUACCACCACGUGGCCACUGCUGUCGACUGGACAACUGCUGCGAUAGAGUCACAUACUGUGCUCACACCCUGAACCUGCUGCUAGUUGCCCAAGCGAAAAUAAAUGUACCUUACUGGAGGACAGUAUGUCAGCUACAUCGCCUUCACCUAGAAGAAUUUGGAGCGACAUAUGGAACCAUUUUACCAAAAUGGAAAAAAAAAGGAAAAUGCCAUUACUGCCAGUAGAUAAUUUCCAUUUCCUCUGGCUCCAAUUCAAACCUGAAGAGACAUCUAAAAUCGAAGCAUCAAACAAUACCUGCAGAACGGUGUGGGUCAAGAAGCCGAUCAAGAUUGCCAUCAAUGGAUGCAGAAAUUCAAGAAAUCAUUUCUUGCGAAUCUACUUCCACCUCAAAUGAAGGUAUUCUCCCAGAAAGCCAAACUGAGUCUCAAGCUGUAUCCAGCCCAUCACUGUCAUCUGGUUCUGGACCAAGUCCUGAUUUAUCUUCUUUUGUGACCCCCUCAACUCCAACUGUUUAUCAUUUGCAACAACCCAUAAAUAGAUUUGUUAAUAUUAUGAAGCCAAUCACAUUAAACAAAAGUAUGGCAUUAGAUACACAACUUAUGAAAAUGAUUUGCAAAGAGUACCAUCCUUUCUCUAUAG
Molecule: messenger RNA, 1189 nt
Organism: Schistocerca cancellata (South American locust)
Lineage: Eukaryota; Metazoa; Arthropoda; Insecta; Orthoptera; Acrididae
Exons: 4
Coding region: 71-622 (183 amino acids)
Source: RefSeq, a predicted model, not a curated record